This is a messenger RNA of Anoplopoma fimbria (sablefish), 3555 nucleotides long. RefSeq names its product adenylate cyclase 5 (gene adcy5). Gene Ontology annotation, cellular component: plasma membrane. Gene Ontology annotation, biological process: cAMP biosynthetic process; adenylate cyclase-activating G protein-coupled receptor signaling pathway; intracellular signal transduction. Lineage: Eukaryota; Metazoa; Chordata; Actinopteri; Perciformes; Anoplopomatidae. Bases 1 to 3555 code for a protein of 1184 amino acids. Gene Ontology annotation, molecular function: adenylate cyclase activity. The record is from RefSeq and is a predicted model, not a curated record. The transcript is spliced from 20 exons.
AUGUCCAGGUCCAACAGUGUCAGCCCUCCCGGAGCCGCUGCUCCCGGGCUGAGGGGAGGGACCGAGCACAGGUCCGCCUGGGGAGAGUCUGAGUCCGGGGCCAACGGGUGCCCAUACUCAGCCAGAUCCCCGAGCAAGAAGCUCACCAGGACCAGCAGUCGGUGGAGGGAGGACGAUGAUCUGGAGCACCGGCAGCCCGGGAGAGGAGCCACCACCACCACCACCACCACAGUCAGCAGGGUCAGCUUCAGGUCCCGGUCGGCUUGGCAGGACCAUGGUGAGGACAGAAACAGAGCAGAUGGCGGGGUGCGACCCAAGUCUGUGGAGCUAGGUCUGGAGGAGCGGAGGGCCAAGCAGGAGGAGCAGGAGGAGCAGGAGGAGCAGGUCAUGCCCGAGGUUCACGUCUCCUUCUCUGCGUGCUGCUCCAACAUCAUGCACAUCUUCAAAUCCAAGAAGUUCCAGUCGGAGAAGCUGGAGCGGCUCUACCAGAGGUACUUCUUCCGCCUGAACCAGAGCAGCCUGACCAUGCUCAUGGCGGUGCUGGUCCUGGUCUUCACCGUCAUGCUGGGCUUCCACUGCUCCGGCCCGGUGAGGCCCAGCAUCACCUACCUGGUGGUGUUCUCCGGGUCCAUCCUCCUCACUCUGGUCCUCAUGGUGGUCUGCAACCGCAACGGGUUCCACCAGGACCACAUGUGGAUGGUGUGCUACGUGGUCAUCCUGCUGGUGCUGGUGGUGCAGGUGAUCGGGGUUCUGCUGGUGCGGCCCCGCAGCGCCUCUGAGGGGGUCUGGUGGACCGUGUUCUUCAUCCAUGUCAUCUACACGCUGCUGCCCGUCAGGAUGCGCGCCGCGGUCAUCACUGGAGUUAUUCUGUCCGCAGUCCAUGUGGCCGUGUCCUGGGUGCUGAACGGCGUGGACAGCUUUCUGUGGAAGCAGAUAGUGUCCAACGUGCUGAUCUUCUCCUGCACCAACAUCGUGGGGGUUUGCACCCAUUACCCCGCCGAGGGUUCCCAGAGGCAGGCCUUCCAGGAGACCAGGGAGUGCAUCCAGGCCCGCCUGCACUCGCAGAGAGAGAACCAGCAGCAGGAACGUCUCUUGCUCUCAGUGCUUCCCCGACACGUUGCCAUGGAGAUGAAAGCAGACAUAAACGCCAAGCAGGAGGACAUGAUGUUUCACAAGAUCUACAUCCAGAAGCACGACAACGUCAGCAUCUUAUUUGCAGACAUUAAAGGUUUCACCAGCCUGGCGUCUCAGUGCACAGCUCAGGAGCUGGUGAUGACCCUCAACGAGCUGUUUGCACGCUUUGACAAGCUGGCAGCGGAGAACCACUGUCUGAGGAUAAAGAUCCUAGGAGACUGUUACUACUGUGUGUCUGGUCUGCCAGAGGCCAGAGCCGACCACGCCCACUGCUGCGUGGAGAUGGGGAUGGACAUGAUCGAGGCCAUCUCGCUGGUCCGUGAGGUCACCGGGGUCAACGUCAACAUGCGGGUCGGCAUCCACAGCGGCCGGGUGCACUGCGGCGUGCUCGGACUCAGGAAGUGGCAGUUUGACGUCUGGUCCAACGACGUCACGCUGGCCAAUCAGAUGGAGGCCGGAGGUCAAGCCGGGCGUAUCCACAUCACCAAGGCCACCCUGAACUAUCUGAACGGAGACUACGACGUGGAGGACGGAGCAGGCGGAGAGAGGAACGCCUACCUGAAGAAGCACAACAUAGAAACCUACCUCAUUGUGGGCUGCAGUCAGAAACGGAAAGAGGAGAAGGCGAUGAUCGCCAAGAUGAACCGACAGAGGACCAACUCCGUCACACACAACAGCGGCCACUGGACCGACCGGCCGUUCUACAACCACCUGGGCGGAAACCAGGUCUCCAAGGAGAUGAAGAGGAUGGGCUUUGAAGACCCCAAAGACAAAAACACGCAGGAGAACCUGAACCCGGAGGACGAGGUGGACGAGUUCCUGGGCCGAGCCAUCGACGCUCGCAGCAUCGACCGUCUGCGCUCCGAACACGUCAAGAAGUUCCUGCUCACCUUCAGAGAGCCCGACCUGGAGAAGAAGUACUCCAAACAGGUGGACUCCAGGUUCGGGGCCUACGUGGCCUGCGCCUCCCUCGUCUUUCUCUUCAUCUGCUGCAUCCAGAUCGUCAUCGUUCCAUCCUCCAGUCUGAUGAUCGGCUUCUUCGUCACCUGUCUCGUCGUCCUGACGGCCGUGAUGUUCGUCUCCACGGUGUACUGCUGUUUUGGGCUCUUCCCCGUCGCUCUGCAGACUCUCUCUAAGAGGAUCGUCCAGUCCAGACUGAACAGCACCCUGGUGGGCGUCUUCACCAUCAUCGUCGUCUUUCUGUCUGCGUUCGUCAACAUUUUCACCUGCAGCAGCCUGGACCUGCGGAGCUGCAUCAGGGCGGAGCUUAACCUCAGCGAGGCCGUGGUGACCGCGUGUCACGCCCGCCUCCUCAACUUCAGCCUGGACGCUCAGCUCAGCCCGUGUGGAGACGACGCCCUCAUCUGCAGCUUACCUGAGUACUUCUCGUCCUGUGUGCUGCUCAGCCUGCUGGCCUGCUCCGUCUUCCUGCAGAUCAGCAGCAUCGGGAAGCUCUUCCUCAUGCUCUUCAUCGAGCUGCUCUACCUCCUCAUCAUGGAGGUGCCCAAAGUCAGCCUCUUCGACAACCAGGACCUGCUGGUGAUGGCCAACGCCAUCGACGUCGCCUGUGUGGUGGACUCCAAGGUUCCUCUGAAGAUCAUGACCCCGGUGGUCAUCACCGUCUUCGUUCUCGCCCUCUACCUUCACGCCCAGCAGGUGGAGUCCACGGCCAGACUGGACUUCCUCUGGAAGCUGCAGGCCACAGAGGAGAAGGAGGAGAUGGAGGAGCUUCAGGCCUACAACCGCCGUCUGCUCCACAACAUCCUCCCCAAAGACGUGGCCGCCCACUUCCUGCAGCGCGAGCGCCGCAACGACGAGCUCUACUACCAGUCGUGCGAGUGCGUGGCCGUCAUGUUCGCCAGCAUCAGCAACUUCUCCGAGUUCUACGUGGAGCUGGAGGCCAACAACGAGGGCGUGGAGUGUCUGAGGCUGCUCAACGAGAUCAUCGCCGACUUUGAUGAGAUCAUCAGCGAGGACCAGUUCCGCCAGCUGGAGAAGAUCAAGACCAUCGGCUCCACCUACAUGGCGGCUUCCGGCCUCAACGACUCGACGUACGAUAAGGCCGGACGCUCGCACAUCCGCGCUCUGGCGGACUACGCCAUGAGGAUGAUGGACCAGAUGAAAUACAUCAACGAGCACUCCUUCAACAACUUCAAGAUGAAGAUCGGUCUGAACAUCGGCCCCGUGGUUGCCGGGGUGAUCGGCGCCAGGAAGCCUCAGUACGACAUCUGGGGAAACACGGUGAACGUGGCGAGUCGCAUGGACAGCACGGGCGUACCGGAGAAGAUCCAGGUGACGGCGGACAUGUACCAGGUACUGAGCUCCUAUAACUACACACUGGAAUACAGAGGAUUAGUCACAGUCAAGGGCAAAGGAGAGAUGAUGACCUACUUCCUCACCAGUGGACCCCCCAGCAGUUAA